Messenger RNA from Aegilops tauschii subsp. strangulata, 972 nucleotides. The record is from RefSeq and is a predicted model, not a curated record. Lineage: Eukaryota; Viridiplantae; Streptophyta; Magnoliopsida; Poales; Poaceae.
AUGGCCAAACUACAGGAAGACCUCCUAGGCGCGGACCCGCGCCUGGUGGCCGGGCGUCUGGAGCUGGCCUCGGGCUGGCUUCACUCCGACUCGGCAGUUCGAGCGUUGCUAAGCCAGGCCGCGGCAGCCUCCGAGAAGGAGAAGCAUGCCGCCGCCAGGGCUGCAGCCAACCGUAAGGCGGCGCUGAAGGACGGCGAGGCCGCCCGCGUUCGCUGCCGAAAGCUGGAGGGUGAGCUGAAGAGCCUGCGUGACGAGCGCGCGAAAGAAACACGCGACCGCAAGGCGGAGGAGGAGGAGAUGAAGGCUCGGGAGGAUGACAUCAAGGGUCGCGAUGCCGAGCUGGGGGAGUUGACGAAGGCGCAGGCCGCAGAGCGCAGCCGACUAGAGGAGCUGGAGCAGAAGUCGCACCCGCUCGUCGUCGCCGUGUGCCACCACCGCCGCCCGAAGGCCCCGCCGUCGCCAACCACCGUCGCCGCUCGGAUCGCCCUCCGCCUCGCGUCUCCGACCUCUUCACCGCCGUCGCUGGACUGCCUCCCCGUCAACAUCGUCGUCUCCGUCCUCCUCCCCAAGUCGCUCCCCCCGCACCGCUGCCCCGUGCCCUACAAACCCCCUUGUGAGGCCCUCCCCUUCCUUCUCCUCUGCCGCGCUCCCACCGCGCCCACCGUUGCUCCGCUCCGGCCGCGACCACGCCUCGCGCGCUCCGGCCCCACGCUCACCGCGGUCGGGCCGCGCCUUGGCCACGCGCUGCACCGACCGGCCGUGUCCGUCGUCCCGCGCCCACUACCGCCCCGGGGCCGCGGCCACCUCCCCGUGCGCGCCCACCGUGGCCGCGCCUCGCACGCGCCCCACCCCGUGUGCGCCCACCGUGGUCGCCUCCCCUGCUCUGCUGCGGCCUCGUUGGCCCGCGCGCCCGCCCCCUCUGCUCGCUGGCCGCAGUGCCGCUCGGGCGCCCAGUCGGGCUCCGCCCGUUAA